AUGCAGAGCCCCGUGGCCACCGGUGGCGGUGCUGCCGGCAGGGUGGUGAUCCCGCCACACACCGCCGCCGCUGCCACGGUGUCCGCGGCAACUGCCAACGGUUAUGAUACCGGCGGCGAUAGCGGCGCCACCGCCGGCGGCAGGACUGCCGCUUCCGCCAGGCGUUUUCCCUCGCGACUUGGCGGCGCUUCAAGAGGCGCACACACCGCCAGCUCCAGCGCCCGCAAGGCCAGCGCCGUCACCGAAGCCAGCGCCAGGGCCGUCACCGAAGCCAGCGCCAGCGCCGUCACCGAAGCCAGCGCCAGCGCCGUCGCCGAAGCCAGCGCCAGGUCCGAAGCCAGCCGCUUUUUACAAAACCGUCGCCUGCUCAACAUGGGAAGGGCAGCGACGGCUUCCGGCAGUUGCACGCCAGGGGACAAGUGUAAUCGCAUCGGUGGAACAGUUACCGCAGCGCUCGUCCCAGAAUACGACAGUAACAUAAUCUUGACGGCCGCGGAAGAAGCGGCGGCGGCGGCGGCGCUAGCAGAGGCGAUUUUAGGUUCUGACGCGCUGCAACUGGACGAGCAGAGUCAGCGCGAGCUUUGGCGGGGCUCGGCCGGCGGCGACCCCAUCCUGCAAAACCAUAUUGCCAGCGGUUCUGCCGUACGAGGUGCCAGAGACAACGCGGCGGCGGCAUAUUCCGCUGACACCAUCGACGCCGGCAUGUACGGCAGCGCAGAUGUGCUGCACGUCGGGUGGUUCUCAGCUGAGCUACUGCGGGAAUGGCUAACGGGCCCGGCGUGGAUUCUGCAUGAGGAUGCCAACGACGGCCCCGUCGAUAUUGUCACGAAUAAUGUUACCCGUCGUAGAAGUACCCUCGUACAUGGCAAGUACGACAGCAUUGAUGUUGGAACGACGUUGAAGCGAAGGGAGCUGUUGGGCUCGUCUGUGGCCGCUCCGGAACCUGCGCCACGUGUUCUAUGCAACAGCGCUAAUGUGGCCAUCAAGGACGGGGAGCCGGUAAUCGUCAACACCAGGACCGACCCCGUCGCCGCCGCCGCCGCCACUAGCGGCACGGUUCAGCAGCAUAGCGGCGGCGGCGGUGGCGGUGAUCUAGGCAGUGAUGGGCCAUGCCUCAACUUCGCAGGGUAUCCCGCUCCGCUCGUACGGUGGGCGCAGUACUGCAGGUACCUCACCGAUCUGGACGACCACAAUUUCGUGGAGACUACGUGCAGGGGCAGGCCGGGGGUAUCAGGAGCACCUUUGUGGGUGUACGACCCGCCACCAGAUAACAGACCGGGCGAGAACGGCCGCCCUGGGAGCGGUGGCGCCGCUGGAAGUGGUGGUGGCGCCGGCGGCACUAGCGGGACCCGAAACUCGGCAGCCGCGGCGCCGCCAAAGCCGCCGCAGCAGCCGCAGCAAGCUCAGGGGCGACGUGUGUUGCGGGCUGUGCUGACAGCUGGCGUACCCAAGGGCCCCACGGGCGCGGUUCGGGUCGACCGGGGGCUUAGGGACUGGAUACGGCAUGUACAGCGGGAUAUGCCGUGCAGCGGGGCCGGUGGCGGAUAG
Molecule: messenger RNA, 1548 nt
Organism: Volvox carteri f. nagariensis
Lineage: Eukaryota; Viridiplantae; Chlorophyta; Chlorophyceae; Chlamydomonadales; Volvocaceae
Exons: 4
Coding region: 1-1548 (515 amino acids)
Source: RefSeq, a predicted model, not a curated record